Messenger RNA from Asparagus officinalis (garden asparagus), 3051 nucleotides. Its product is annotated as pentatricopeptide repeat-containing protein At4g39530. NCBI's taxonomy places the organism in Eukaryota, Viridiplantae, Streptophyta, Magnoliopsida, Asparagales, Asparagaceae. Bases 235 to 2685 code for a protein of 816 amino acids. The transcript has a single exon. The record is from RefSeq and is a predicted model, not a curated record. Gene Ontology annotation, molecular function: protein binding; RNA binding. Gene Ontology annotation, biological process: RNA modification.
GCUCAAUAAUGCUAAAUGAUACUGGGACGCUGCUUGUGAUGCCCUUCGUCCUCAUUCGACUUUCUGAAUAGAGGCCUCCCCGUAGAUCGUUGGGUUACAUUGGGCCUCGAUCAACAUGGGCUGUUUGAAUUGAACAAAAACAGGGAGCUGGAGUAACCGAAGACCCAACCCACUCGAGGGCCGAUAACCAAUCCAAGCACGGAGAGGCUUAAAUGAACUGGCCGUCGCGCUCUCAUGAAAUUUAAGCCGAUCCCCUCUCUUCCCUCCCGUUUUCUCCCAAAAUCCCAACCCCAAACUCGACUUCAUCAUCUCCUUCAAUCAUGCAUCUCAAACCAAUCCCUUCACCUCCAUCUGAACCCAAUCCACGCCCAGUCCCUCGCUUGCGGCCUCUCAUCAGACCUCUUCUUCACCAAUCUCCUCCUCAAAGCCUACUCUAUAUCCGACCGCCUUCGAGAAGCUCGCAAGCUGUUCGAUCAAAUGCCCCAAAGAAACAUCAUUUCUUGGUCUUCGUUGAUCUCUGCGUACACCCAAUCGAACCGAUCUGAAGAGGCUUUCUCCCUCCUCUCGGACUUCCGGAGGUCUUCUUUAGAAAACCCGAAUGAGUUCAUCCUCGCUAGUGCCCUUAAAGCUUGUAAAGAGUCAAGGGUAGUCAAUCGCUCAUUCCAAAUUCACGGGCUUGCCAAAAAAUUGGGAUAUUGUUCCGAUAUCUUUGUGGGUACUUCUCUUAUCAACUGUUAUUGCAAAAUCGGAUUGAUGGAAGAAGCAAUGACCGUGUUCGAUGAGCUCCCUAUAAAGAAUUCGGUCACAUGGACUGCAAUAAUCGCGGGUUAUUCCCAAACUGGUAGGAGCAGCGAGUCUCUUCGAUUGCUCAAUCAAAUGAGGGAAUCAGGAGUUGCGCCUGAUAUGUUUAUUAUUUCGAGUGUGUUAAGUGCUUGUUCAUCAUUGGAGUCUCUUGAAUGUGGAAGGCAAGUUCAUGGUUAUGCGUAUAGAAGUGGGACACAGAUGGAUGUUUCGGUGAACAAUGGGCUUAUAGAUUUGUAUUGCAAGUGCUCUGAAGUGAGGACUGCUAGAAGAGUGUUUGAUUGUAUGAAUCUUAAGAAUCUUGUUUCUUGGACUACUAUGAUAUCAGGAUACAUGCAAAAUUCUCUGGAUCAAGAAGCUUUAGAUCUAUAUGUUGAGAUGAGCAGAAUAGGAUGGGAACCCGAUGCGUUUGCUUGCACAAGUGUAUUAACUUCCUGUGGUUCAUUAUUGGCUUUGGAUCAGGGAAAACAAGUGCAUUGCUUUGUUGUGAAAGCUAAUCUAGAAUCUGAUGAUUAUGUUAAAAACGGACUUAUAGAUAUGUAUUCGAAAUGUGACUCUUUGGUCGAUGCAAGAAUUGUGUUUGAUUUGAUGGAAGACCACAAUGUCAUUAGUUACAAUGCCAUGAUUGAAGGUCAUGCAAGGCAUGAAGAAGUUGGCGAGGCUGUUUCAUUGUUCAAUAGGAUGAGGAAAUCUGAGACCUUGUCUCCGAGCCUCUUGACCUUUGUGAGCCUCCUCGGAAUGUCAGCAUCAUUAUCAUUCGUGGAUUUAAGCAGGCAAGUGCAUAGUCUCAUUAUUAAAUCAGGAAUCUUAUUAGACCUUAAAGCAGGCAGUGCUUUAGUCGACGUCUACUCAAAGUGUUACUUUGUUAAUGACGCGAGAGUUUUGUUUGAAUCAAUGGAUGAGAAAGAUAUUGUAGUAUGGAAUGCUAUGAUAUUUGGUUACACACGAAAUGAUCAAAGCGAAGAGGCCCUAAGGCUUUUCAAUCAAUUGCGUAUUUGUGGUUUGAGACCAGAUGCGUUCACUUUUGUUGCGGUUGUUACAGCAGCAAGUGAGCUGGCAAGCCUCUUCCAUGGCCUCCAAUCUCAUAACCAAAUUAUAAAAUGUGGCCUAGAUGAUGACCCCCUCAUAUCUAAUUCACUUAUCGACAUGUAUGCAAAGUGUGGAUGCAUCCAAGAAUCUCGUGUAGUAUUCAACUCAACUGAUGGAAGAGAUACUGUAUGUUGGAACUCUAUGAUCUCAAGAUAUGCACAACAUGGGCAAUCAGAGGAAGCGCUCAGAGUUUUUCAGCUGAUGAGAGAACAAGAAAUAGGGCCAAACUAUGUAACAUUUGUUGGUGUUCUCUCUGCUUGUGUUCAUGUAGGGCUGAUUGAAGAAGGAUUGACUCACUUCAAUUCUAUGAAACCGGUAUUUGGUAUUGAACCAGGGAUGGAGCAUUAUGCUUCGGUAGUUAACCUCUUGGGCCGAGCUGGGAAAUUGGAGGAAGCUAAGGAGUUCAUCAAGCGAAUGCCAGUUGAGCCUGCUGCGAUUGUUUGGAGAAGCUUACUUAGUGCCUGUAGAGUGUUUGGUAAUGUCGAUAUCGGAAAGUACGCUGCAAGAAAGGCGAUAUCGAUUAAUUCACAGGACAGUGGACCUUAUGUAUUGAUGUCGAAUAUAUAUGCUUCAAAGGGAAUUUGGGGAGGUGUUGAUAAGUUGAGAAAAGAGAUGGAUUCUGUUGGGGUGUCAAAGGAACCAGGGUAUAGUUGGAUUGAGGUUAUGAAGGAGGUUCAUGUGUUCAUUGCAAGAGGGAGUGAGCACGAGGAGACAAAUAUCAUCUAUAUAUUGUUGGAUGGGCUGACACAGAUCAUGAGAAGUGUUGAGGAUGUACCGAAUGUCAACACAAUUUAGAUGGAGAUUAAUGAUUUUGGGGGAGACUACAGAUAAAAGAUGCAAUUCCGACAUGAGAAAGUUUACAAAUGAGGACGUGGGAAUUGUUUACAUCAGUCAAAAAUAAGAAAGUUAUCGAUUCGAAGCAUGAUGAUUUGGGAUGUGGACGUGGCGGGCUCAACAACCAGCAAGCUAGUCUUUGAUUUCUCUCUUUCUACAAACGAUGCAUAACAUCCGAUGGAGAUAAAUAAAUUUGACCAUAGGUAAAUGGAAGUCCGAAACAUUUUUAAAAUAUACAUUACAUUCUUAAUCUGACCGACGAGCAUUAUAUCUUGUUUUAGUUUGAAAAAAUAAAAUAAAAAAUCAAUCAGAUUGUAUCUGUACCAA